Ziziphus jujuba (common jujube) is the source of this 3559-nucleotide messenger RNA. Its product is annotated as putative disease resistance protein At3g14460. The record is from RefSeq and is a predicted model, not a curated record. Gene Ontology annotation, biological process: defense response to other organism. Gene Ontology annotation, molecular function: ADP binding; protein binding. The transcript is spliced from 3 exons. The coding region runs from base 58 to 1857 and encodes 599 amino acids. Lineage: Eukaryota; Viridiplantae; Streptophyta; Magnoliopsida; Rosales; Rhamnaceae.
UUGGAAUGAGGAUUAUAUGGAGUGGGAUAAAUUGAAAAGUCCUUUUGAAGUUGGAGCAUGUGGGCGCAAAAUUAUUGUGAAAAAAUUGCAAAUAUGAUGGGAGAUGUUCGGAAUUAUAGGCUACAAAUAAUGUCAGAAGAUGAUUGUUGGUCGUUAUUUGCUAAACAUGCCUUUGGUAAUAAAAAGCUAGGUGCACGUCCUGAUUUGGAAGAGAUUGGUAGACUUGUUGUUAGAAAGUGUAAAGGUAUACCAUUAGCAGUAAAAGCACUUGGUGGUCUCUUGCGUUCUGAACAAAAUCCACAAGAAUGGAAAAAGAUUCUGAAGAAUGAUGUAUGGGAUUCAUCUAGGAAAGAACAUAUUCUUCCGGCCCUUUGGUUGAGCUAUUAUUAUUUACCUGGACAUCUUAAAAGAUGUUUUGCCUACUGCUCAAUAUUUCCAAAGGGUGACGAAUUGAACAAACAAGAACUAAUUUUAUUAUGGAUGGGAGAGAAUCUUUUGGAGACCCAUAAAAGUAUGACCGCAGAAGAAGUUGGAGAGGAGUACUUCAACGAUUUGUUAUCAAGAUCAUUGUUCCAGUUCGACUACCAUUCUGUGGAGCAUUGUUAUUUUACAAUGCAUGACCUUGUAUAUGACUUGGCUAAGUGUGUGUCAGGUGAAUCUUACUUUAGCUUACAGGACAAUGUAUCAGAAGUCUCAAGCAAGCAGAGUACUUGUCAUUUGUCAUAUUUGCAAUACAAAUCCGACUAUAUCAAGAAUUUAGAGGAUUUUUGUGAUACAAAGACAUUGCGCACUCUGCUGUUCAGGAAAUUGACUUGGCCAUUUGUAGAAAAGGACUUGACGCAUCUUCUUGAACAGUUGCCAUCAAUGCGAUACUUGAGGGUGCUCGACGUAGGUGGAGGUGUCUCAAUGCAGGAAAGGCCUCUCAUGACAAAGUUGCUCAACUCAACUGCCAAUUUGAAGCUGUUACGAUAUCUGAAGUUCGAUCAUGCUGGAAUUAACGAAAUACCUAAUUCAAUUUGUACUUUGUACAAUUUACAGACAUUAAUACUAAGACAACGUGGCAUUACUAGGUUGCCAGAUUCAAUCGGCAAUUUAAAACAGCUAAUUUAUUUGGACUUAGGUCGUUCUUCAAUUGGAAAGAUACCAGAUCCAAUUGGCAAUUUGAAACAUUUAAGGUAUUUGGACUUAAGUCAUUCAUCGAUUGAAGAGAUACCUGACACGGUGUGUAAUUUGCAUGAGUUGCAUACAAUGAAGUUGUACAGUUGUUAUAAUCUUAAACGUUUGCCAAAUAGCAUCACAACGCUAUUCAACUUGCGCCAUCUCAAUAUUUCCCAUGAUGAAAAUUUCUUCCGCCAUAUGUUCUGCGGGACAGGAUUGAGAGAGAUGCCACCCCAAAUGUGCAAGUUGAAAAAUCUGCAAACAUUACCAGUGUUUGUCGUAGGAAAAGAUAGCGGAUCCAAUAUUAAAGAGCUGGGUGAGCUUCAACAUCUGCAGGGACCUGAUCUUCUUAUCAAAGGACUUGAGAAUGUACUAAAUGAGGAAGAUGCUUCAGGGGCCAAAUUGGAGGAUAAGAAGCGUAUUACUCGACUGGGUUUGUUGUGGAUGGGUGAUAAUGAUGAUUCGCAGCCAGCACGAGAGGCUUUGGACAGACUCCAGCCGCAUACAAAUCUGAAGGAAUUAUAUAUUCGCAGCUAUGGAGGUACAAGCUUCCUGCCUUGGGUUGGACACCAUUCAUUUUUCUGUAUAAGAUCUGUAAGGCUGUCUGAUUUUAAAACUGUUGUUGGUUGCCUCCACUGGGACAGCUACCUUCCUUGGAAUCCCUCUUCAUAUCUAGAUUUAAUAUGUUGGAGAAGAUAGGCAAUGAAUUUUAUAGUGAUAGUGAUGGUUCUGUUUCUUCUUCUUCUUCGAUCGCUAAACCAUUCAAGUCGUUAAAAAACUUGAAAUUUUCAGAUAUGGCAGAGUGGAGGGAGUGGUCAGUGGUGGAAGUUGAAGGUAACAGAGAAAAAGGUUGUGGAGUUUUCUCAAACCUUAAGGAGCUUCAUUUGUCAAACUGUCCGAAGCUAAAAGGGGAGUGCUUACCAGAUUAUCUUCCAUCUUUGAAAUAUCUUUCAAUAUGUGCAAGUGACCUGGCGGCCUCACUCUCAGGGCAGCAAUACCCAUCGCUCCUUGAAUUGCCAAUAUGGAGUUGUCAAAAAAUGAAGACAUUCCCUGAAGGGAGGUUGCCCUUUGAUAUACAAUCAAUUGAAAUUGGGUAUUGCAAGGAACUGGCGUCACUUUCAGAAGAGGGAUGGCCUUCCAAUUUAAAAUCACUUAAAAUUGAUGAUUGUUCGAAGCUCUUCGCACGGAGCAACAUCAUGCAGUGGAAUCUGGGAAUGCUCACCUCUCUUACAUCCUUACAUAUCAAAGGAAUAGAUGAAGUGGUGGAUACAUUUCCGGAGAAGGAAGGCCAGCUUCCCACCUCUCUCACUUCUCUUCGCCUAAUUCAAAUACCAAACCUUAAAUCCCUACAUGGAAAGGCUUUCCAACAGCUCACCUCCCUUCGAAACUUCUCGAUUGAAUGGUGCAAACAGCUCGAGUGCUUGCCAGAAGAAAGACUGCCCGCGUCUAUUUCUGAGUUGUGGAUCAUAGGUUGUCCAUUGCUAACACCACGGUGCCAGAGAGAAGCAGGGGAGGAUUGGCCCAAAAUCCAUCACAUCCUAAACAUAAGCAUACGUUGAUUAGCCAUAUGAUUACAACCAUGUCCUAUAUAUGUCUGCCUUCUCUAUACACUCCAUUUCCUGAAAUAUAUCCCUCUAUCAUCUGCCUCUGACGGCCUGGGUAGAAAAAAUAGAGAAUGCGGUGAAUUUCUUAUUCUGAUCUUGGUAUUUGCGCACUCUUUUCUUCCCUAUUUUAACUAACUUGCGAUAGGGUCUCAUUUCUAACUUCCCUCAUUUGUAGUUAUAAUUUUGGAAGCAAACUGUUGUCAUUCACAGAAGCUGAAUAGCUGAUUCAAAAACCUUACUCUUUGCUGUUUUGAAACACAGUUCUAGCUCUUCUUCACCAUUUAUGUCUUAAGCUUCAACCCAAGACGGAAUUUUUUUGCAGGAAAUUACAGGAUGUUUUCAUGCAUAUGACAGCAGGGGUACUGCCAAUUGUCACAUAUCUGCUGCUGUUUGUAAGAUCUGCUUCUUUUUAAGUUGCACCAAUCUAUCUAUCUUGUAUUACACUUAUGUAGCAUCUCCUUAUGGAGUUAAUACGCUACUUCAAUGAAUCUUGACAGGGCUUGACCAGUCCUCUUUUGAACUGUUUUGUCAUCUACCUGAUUUCAUUAUGGUGAUAUCAACAACUGGUAGAACCUUGACUUACAGUGCACUUUCUUGAUUAUUAAAUUUUGAUUAUUGGAGUAUCUGCAGCAUACCAGCAAAAAACGCUAAUCUGAUUGAAUAACUAAUCAUAUCCAAUUAUAUAAUAAAUCUUUCAUGAUGGCUUUUAUCACUCUUUUGUUAAAUUUUGUUAUUGCAUUCCUUGUAGCAGAAGAUAUUGUAAUUCAGUUCUAUCUGUAAACUUGCAUUUUCCUUUA